AUGCCUGAUCAACCCGAGACUUCUUUCAGUAGUAGAAAUUCUCAUGAAGAUGUUAGCACGAAAAAAAUCAAUACUGAUGUUGUUCCGAGACUGAAGAGCUUGCAUUUCUCUCAAACCACUAAACCAUCAAAAUCAGCAGGACCAUCAUUCGAAAAAGCGGGAAAUAAUUUAAGAAUUUCCACAGAGUUCCAUAAACAUGUUUGUAAAGUAGCAUGGAAACAUCUUGCUUGUGUUGAUAAGCCGUCGAUACCGCAUAUCGAAAUCGAGAUGAAAUUUGGUAUUAUAGCAGACAAGAGAACGCAUCACAGGAUAGCGCCAUACAACAAACCUUUCAUUGUUCAAAACAGGAAUGGUCGCUUAAUAUCUAACGUUUCUGAAAAAACGUUCUCAAAUUUCCAAGAGUUACUCCAUUUGAAAUCAAACAAUAUAAGUAAAAGGCUAAGGACAGUGAAACAGGUACAAACGCAUACGAAAGAUUCGAUAUAUAACUGUAACAAUGUCUCAAAAGUCGCCAAAUUAACUUCCUGGCGUUGUUCAGAAAACCUAAGAGACAAAGAAGUUAAACCUACUUUUAUUAAAAAGAUCCGUGUCAAGGAUUUUCUUAUUCGCUAUCCUCAAAGUUCAUUAGACGCUAAGAUUAGCAUCAGUCUUGAAGUACCUGAAUACGAAAAGUCAGCCGCUUUCAGGAACCACUCUAUUCUACAAAGAGUUAAGAACCGUUACUCCUACAGCUUCAAUGAUAAGGUACCUUUACACUUGGAUUUGACAAAAGUUACCACAACACGAAGGGGCUCCUCUCGUCAAUCCACGACCCAUGAAGUGGAGGUAGAAAUGGAUCCUAUAUUCAAGCAGACAAUUUUUGCGAAUGAUAAGGAGAAGUUUAAUGAGUACAUGUGCUUGUUUUUGAAUACAAGCGAUCUCAUACGCAAGGCUGCUGAACGCAAUAAUAUGGAAACGGCAUGA
Molecule: messenger RNA, 963 nt
Organism: Saccharomyces paradoxus
Lineage: Eukaryota; Fungi; Ascomycota; Saccharomycetes; Saccharomycetales; Saccharomycetaceae
Gene: CTL1
Product: polynucleotide 5'-phosphatase
Exons: 1
Coding region: 1-963 (320 amino acids)
Biological process (GO): 7-methylguanosine mRNA capping; polynucleotide 5' dephosphorylation
Cellular component (GO): mRNA capping enzyme complex
Molecular function (GO): polynucleotide 5'-phosphatase activity
Source: RefSeq, a predicted model, not a curated record